AUGGCAAGUCCGGUUAUCAGCUUCACUGCCAACGGACGACAGCAUCAUAUGGGGUACUACUUAGCCGACGACAUUUACCCGAGAUGGCCAGUUUUCUUGAAGACGAUCUCCUGCCCAACGGGUGCGAGGAGAGAGUUUUUUGCGGCAAAGCAGGAGUCUGCACGGAAGGACGUGGAGCGAGGAUUCAGUGUGCUUCAAGCGCGUUGGGGAAUAGUGAAAGACCCGGCUCGUUCCUGGUACAGGCAUCAUAUCGCCAAUGUUAUGUACGCGUGCAUCAUCUUGCACAACAUGAUUAUUCACGAUGAAGGUCGUGCAACUAGCGAGUGGUCCGAUGAUGGAGCCGGUCCGAGCGCAUGUCAUGCAGCCCCGCCGGUCGUUCGAGGUUUACUCUAUGGAGUCAGCGAGAUAUUACAAGCUCAGGAGAGCAUGCGCAACCAACAAGCUCAUCUUGAUCUCAUGAACGAUAUGAUUAAAGAAGUUUGGACACGUAGUGGUCAUUGA
Messenger RNA from Salvia hispanica, 501 nucleotides. The record is from RefSeq and is a predicted model, not a curated record. Lineage: Eukaryota; Viridiplantae; Streptophyta; Magnoliopsida; Lamiales; Lamiaceae.